AAGCUAGAGCUGAUAUCAUUCCUUCUUCCCUCCCUUUAUAUAUCUUCCCUCCUCCUUCAUUCUUCUUCCUCCAACACAAUCCUCUCAUCAUCAACAGAUAGAAGAAGAAAGCUUCAGUUCGAAACCCUCAUCCCACAAAAAUGAAGGCAUCAUAUCUCCAUCAGGGACAAGUUACGGGGUUCCCAAUCACCUCAUCAUCAGCAUCAACUGCUGCAAGAAUGGCCCCGAGGCCCUUACUGCUGCUCGAAGAUGUGCCUAACCGCUACAUGCCUACUCCAGCUCACCAAUCUCUCAUGCUCAAACAAAACAGAUCAGAUUCCAUGCUCAAAAGGAUGAAUAAGCUGGGGAAGAAGGCUGACAAAUUCGCACACGGAAUCCGCGAACAUGUGAAACUUGGGAACAAGAUCAGCGAGACCUUGAAAGGAAAGUUAACUUUGGGGGCGCGGAUUCUGCAAGUAGGCGGUGUGAAGAAAGUGUUCAGGCAGUUCUUCAGUGUGAGUGAAGGGGAGAGGCUGCUGAAGGCAUGCCAGUGCUAUUUGUCAACUACAUCAGGUCCAAUUGCUGGACUCCUCUUCAUUUCAACUCACAAGCUUGCGUUCUGCAGCGAGAGAUCGAUUCAGCUGUCAUCACCCGAGGGCAAAUCGAUCCGGGUUCACUACAAGGUUGUGAUCCCACUUGAGAUGAUACAAGGUGCCAACCAGAGUGAGAACACAAAGAAGCCCUCGCAGAAGUAUAUGGAAAUAGUGACCAUGGACGGAUUCGAUUUCUGGUUCAUGGGUUUCUUGAAUUACAAGAAAGCUUUCAAGUAUGUUGAGCAGGCUGUUUCCAGCUGUAGGAUGACUACCACUGCAUCAACAUGAUUUUGCCAGUUGCUGAAGGUAUAUACAGCAAGUAGCAGUCUUGGUCUCAUGUUGAUAUGUAAUGAAGAGGACAUAACUAGAAAUGGCUGCUGCAACUGCCAACUGAAAUCUAAUUAGUAAGUGAGGGGAUUAGAGCCCACAAAAUGUAAAGAGAGUUUAAGCUGUAAAUUAGAUUAACAUUCCUUACGCAAGGAUAUUGAUUGAAUUUAGUUAACACGGUUUGAUUUGAACGGCAUCUUCUGAAUCCUUGAGACACUGCCAAUUCCUGAACAGGAAAUCUUAACGUCUACUUCCAUCGACAUUCAACUUGACCAACCAACUUGGGGUUUAUUCCAACUUCCAAGGUUAGUUCAUUCAACACAAAAGGUGUUAUUUUGCAGUCACAUUUUGCAGAACAAGAGCAAGUCCAAUUUGUUUCACACAUGCCAAAAGCCCAAGCCAAAACCAUCACUUGCAAGUGAAACCCAAUUGCAGUAGGUGGUUGUGGCAUGAACUUGGAAAAGGUAAACAUCACACAGCAGAAGUACAGGACACCAACACCAAACCUAUACAGCGAGUAUGCCUUGAAGAUGCGCACAGCUGGUUACUUGUCAAUGCAUCACGAUCCCCAGAGAAACUCCAGCCCACAUACCGCUGGAAGGAAAGGAAUAGCACCAAAGAUGGAUCUCACAUAAUUUAUCUUCCCC
Molecule: messenger RNA, 1546 nt
Organism: Linum tenue
Lineage: Eukaryota; Viridiplantae; Streptophyta; Magnoliopsida; Malpighiales; Linaceae
Source: the annotation of a GenBank genome assembly